CUAGCAGCCUCCGCCGCCGCGAGCAAAAGGGCCGCAUAGUAGCCUCAAGGCUUGCGCAACACGCAGACGAGUGCUGUACCAAUCGCUGACGGCCACAGCUGCAGAGCGCGGCUCAUCUGCAAAGACACAGACCCACCCCUCAGGGCAGGCGAGCAGCAAUGGACCUCUUCGGCGGCCUGCCGGAGCCCGUCAAGGGCGGCCGCGGCGGCGCGAGGGGCGGCCGCGUGCCGCAGGCCAAGGGACGCGGCAGGGGCGGCAAUUUAGAUGGACGCGGCCGGGGCGGCAAUCUCGAUGGCCGCGGUAGAGGUAGAGGCGGCAAUCUCGACGGGAGAGGUCGAGGCCAGCCCGCUGCAAAAAAAGCAGCCCCGAUGGUGCCCGCUUCAUUAACAAGAAAAGUCGUCGCACCGACUACAAAGACCGCCGCACCGAGCGGCCAGUGGACCUCAACUACGGAAACGAAGCAAGCGAGAGAUGAAGCUCUGACAAAGAAGCUGACCGAGCACAAUGAGAGCGACCCCGUUGGUUUUGCUGUGAAUGCCCAAACACCAUCACAUGUGGAGGAGCGCGUCGACGACCCUUAUGACCCGGCGGCCCCCAACGACUACGUGGAGAUCCAGAAACGCAAGGAACUGAUGCGUACGGUAGAAAGGAGAGAAAGACAACGGCAACAACAUUUAGAAAGAUUGGAGAGGGAGCAGGAACGGCUGGCGGAGGAACGACGGGACCUCGCCAAAAAAGCUAUGGAGGGCGACGCCGCGGCGCUGGCGUCCGCGGGGCGCGGCAUGGGGCGCGGUCGAGGUGGCGUCUCGAACCUGCCGGCGUGGAUGAAGGCGGCGGCGACGGAGGCGGCGGCGGCGGAGAAGCCUCCCCCGGCGCCGGCCGCGACGGCGACCAAGAAAAAGUCAAAGCCGACGCGCGUGCUGCAGCUGCGGAACUUGGGGGACGCCGACGAGGACUUCGAGCAGCUGCGGGAAGAGAUCGCUUCGGAAUGUGGCAAGUACGGUACCGUGGAUUCUUCCCAUGCGGUUGAUGCAUUAGAAGGCGAGGCGGCCGUGUAUAUCCGGUUUACGGAGCGGCGGGCGGCGGCGAAGGCUCUCGUAGAUUUGGAAGGAAGGUUUUUUGCGGGCCAGAAGAUCGCGGCGGCGUUUUUUGAUGAAUCGAAAUUUGAGAGUAGGGAGUUCGGGUAA
This is a messenger RNA of Pelagomonas calceolata, 1187 nucleotides long. Lineage: Eukaryota; Pelagophyceae; Pelagomonadales; Pelagomonadaceae. The record is from the annotation of a GenBank genome assembly.